Messenger RNA from Lepidothrix coronata (blue-crowned manakin), 902 nucleotides. RefSeq names its product collagen triple helix repeat containing 1 (gene CTHRC1). The transcript has 4 exons. Lineage: Eukaryota; Metazoa; Chordata; Aves; Passeriformes; Pipridae. The coding region runs from base 99 to 671 and encodes 190 amino acids. The record is from RefSeq and is a predicted model, not a curated record.
UGCUGCUGCUGGCGGCCCCGCCGCCCGCCGGCUCCGACAGCCCCAAGGGGAAGCAGAAGGCGCUUCGCCAGCGGGAGGUGGUGGACGUGUAUAAUGGCAUGUGCUUGCAAGGCCCCAGUGGCGUUCCUGGACGGGAUGGAAACCCAGGAGCCAACGGGAUCCCUGGGACACCUGGAAUCCCAGGACGGGAUGGGCUGAAAGGGGAGAAGGGCGAGUGCAUGCGUGAGAGCAUCGAGGAGUCCUGGACACCCAACUUCAAACAGUGUUCGUGGAGUGCACUUAACUACGGCAUCGACCUGGGGAAGAUCGCGGAAUGCACAUUUACCAAGAUGCGCUCGAACAGCGCUCUCCGCGUGCUCUUCAGUGGGUCACUCCGGCUAAAGUGCAAAAACGCCUGUUGUCAGCGCUGGUACUUUACAUUUAAUGGUGCAGAGUGUGCUGGGCCACUUCCUAUUGAAGCCAUAAUAUACUUAGAUCAAGGAAGCCCAGAGCUGAAUUCUACUAUUAAUAUACACCGAACUUCUUCAGUGGAAGGUCUGUGUGAAGGGAUCAAUGCCGGCUUGGUGGACAUUGCCAUAUGGGUUGGGACUUGCUCUGAUUAUCCACGGGGAGAUGCUUCUACUGGAUGGAAUUCAGUCUCCCGAAUCAUCAUUGAAGAACUGCCAAAAUAACUUCCCCUCCCUUUUUAUAAUAUCUCUUUCUAGUUUUUUUUUUUUUUAUUUUGUACUAUUUUCUUCAGAAUUUACUUCAAUAGACUUGGAUGCAAGUACUGGACUGAAAGGCACCCAAGCCUUGCAUCUGUAGCCUUUGUCUAGCCUUGUUUUGUCCAUUGCAGAGGCUUUUUAUAAUAAUCAUUUUAGAAUAUAAACAUCAAAACCAAGUUCAUUAACUUUUUAAAUUCC